AUGUCGAGUAAAACAAUUUUGUUUGCUUUAGGUGGAGAGGCUUUUGUCAAUUUGCUUUUUAGUGUUUUGACGUUCCCAUUAGGAGUUGUUGAGCACUUGCUAAAUGCAAAUUCUAACAUGGGAAGUAUCGAUAAUCUUUACAAGUUUAUCAUUGUUUUGGGUCGUUGUAAAUAUUUCAGAUUCCCUGAUUUAAAGGAAAUGCUCCUUAAAACUGAACAUGCACACAAGUUUAAAAUCUGCAACCAGGUGUUUCCAAUUGAUGAAGCUCAUGCUUGUAAUUAUGCUUGUGUCACUAAGAUUAACAUGUACGGAGAAGUAAUUAGCACCAAUUUAGUUCGUUCAUCUGGGGGUUCUCAUUGGUCAAAUGAUUAUGCAAGUGUUCAUUUGAAGUAUCUAGAGCCACAGUCAUCAACUGGAGAAGCAUAUAACAGAUCUGGUGGAAGAGGUUUCACCAAGAAGCCAUCACUGUACAUGGUGAUUGAUGACUUGGUUCUCACACCAGGUUUCUCCACUUGUGCUUAUUCGGUUCUGGCAAAAUUGAAGAUUCCGGUUUCUGAUGAUAGAAUCAUUUUGAAAGCUUCUUUGAUCUCACCAUCUUCUAUCACUAAUGGUUUAGGUGAAGAAUUCAACCGAAUAAAGAAAAGAAGUUGA
Messenger RNA from Vicia faba (fava bean), 651 nucleotides. NCBI's taxonomy places the organism in Eukaryota, Viridiplantae, Streptophyta, Magnoliopsida, Fabales, Fabaceae. The record is from the annotation of a GenBank genome assembly.